Messenger RNA from Aegilops tauschii subsp. strangulata, 786 nucleotides. RefSeq lists its product as uncharacterized. The record is from RefSeq and is a predicted model, not a curated record. Lineage: Eukaryota; Viridiplantae; Streptophyta; Magnoliopsida; Poales; Poaceae.
CUCUGCCGUUUCCUCUUCGACCACUCUUCCACUUCCACCGUUCUCUUCCGGCCGUCCAUCUCUAGCCGGAACUCGGGGGGCGUCGCCACGUCCGUUCACUUCCGGGCUACGAUCUCAGCCGCCGCUGCGCCUGCCACCGUCACACAAGCCGACCGUCGCCGCCGGCCUCCUUACCCAAGCCUCGGGGUCCUAAACCGUACGCAGAUCCCUCUUGGAAUGGCGAGCCAAGAGAAGCCCAUCACGCCGUCGCCAGCUCCUCCGGCGCCGCCCCAACCACCAACGCCCGAGGGAGCCCCCCGCAUCCGCGGGUUCGGCGGAGGCGCGGCCGGCGGCGGGUACCCUAACCCUCCUGACGCGGCGCUGCCCGACGCGGCUACGCUGCGGGACCAGUGGCGGUUCGCGGUGCGCCAGUACAGCCGGUGGUACUCCCAAGCCUGGGGCACCGCCAUCCUCGCUGGCGGCGCCUUCUUUGCCCUGGGCUGGCUCGUCAAGGGUUCCAACCCCCUUCCCUCCCGCGCCGAUCCCCGUCCCCCCAACGACGCCAACGCGGACGAGGAUAAAAAGUGACUGAAGCUAGCUGGGAAAGAAACUCCGCGUGUUCCAAACUGACCAGCCAUGUGUUCGUAGUACCCUGUAAAAAAAUAAUGGCGUGUGUUCCAAACUCCGCGUGUCUAUUUUGAGUAAGUCAGCAAAAUAAUGGCGUGUUGUCGUAGUCAAAGCUCAGGACUAUCUUGUAAAUAUGACAGGUGUUUAUGAUUUCAUGCAAUAGAGGAGAUGUUUUUGAAA